GUGGAGGGUGGCUGCCUCUGGAGCAGGCCGGCAGGAGAGGAGAAAAGGCGGCGGCUCGACUCGGGGGUAGGGGCGGAGGAGGCAGUCCGGACGGCUGUGUGCGGCACGGAGCGUCGUCCAGACAGCGCGGAGCCAGCUGGGCACGGCGGCCAGGGCGGCUAGGGCCUGGGCCGCGGUUCGGCCGCGCCGGCCGAGCUGGACUGGCCAUUAUGGAGGAGGAGCUGCAGCAUUCACAUUGUGUGAAUUGUGUCAGUAGACGGUGUAUGACCAGACCAGAGCCUGGGAUUUCCUGUGAUUUGAUUGGUUGUCCAUUGGUUUGUGGUGCCGUUUUCCACUCUUGUAAAGCCGAUGAGCAUCGACUUUUAUGUCCAUUUGAACGAGUGCCUUGCUUAAAUAGUGACUUUGGAUGUCCAUUUACCAUGGCCCGAAAUAAAGUUGCUGAACAUCUAGAAAUGUGUCCUGCAAGUGUGGUGUGCUGUACUAUGGAAUGGAACCGAUGGCCAGUUAGUUAUGCAGACCGAAAAUCCUAUGAAAAUCUAAGCAGAGAUGUUGAUGAAGUGGCACAGUUAGAUAUGGCCUUGGCUCUUCAAGACCAAAGAAUGCUCUUAGAAUCUCUCAAAGUAGCCACCAUGAUGUCAAAAGCAACUGAUAAAGUUUCCAAACCUAGAGAACAAAUCUCAGUUAAAUCAAGUGUCCCAGAAAUACCACAUACUAAUGGUUUGGUGUCUGUUGAUGAAGAAUCUUAUGGUGCACUCUAUCAAGCUACUGUAGAAACAACCAGAAGUUUGGCUGCUGCUUUGGAUAUCCUGAAUACUGCUACAAGAGACAUUGGCAUUUUAAAUACAAGUGUCUGUGCUUCCCCAAAUGAAAUGGGUAAAGAGCAAAAUGCAAGAGAAAGCUUACAGGAUCAAAACUUGAAAGACCAAGAUCAUCUUUUUGAGGAGGAGAUAGGAGCAGUAGGUGGAAUUGACCACAAUGACACAAGUCAGAAUGCCCGGUCUGAACAAAAUGGUUCAAGUGAUUUAUUAUGUGACCUGAAUAGAAGUUCUUGUGACACUUCUGCUCUUUGUAAUGGCUUUCCUUUGAAAAAUAUAUGUGCACAGGUCAUAGACCAGAAUCAUAAUUUACAUGGUGAUUCAAAACAAAGUAACUUAACAAAUGGAGCCUGUGUGGCAUCAGAUGGCACUUCAAAACCUUCCAGCUCACUUGUGGUAGCAGCACAACUUAGGGAAGUAAUACCACCCAGUGCUUUGCUUAAUGGCACAGUUCAGCAUAUCCUUAUACCCGAUGAUGAGGAUGAAGGUGAAUUGUGUUGGAGAAAAGUAGACUUAGGGGACUUGAAGAAUAUGGAUGUCUUAUCUUUCAGUUCUGCUCCUUCAUUCAGUUUUCUUUCUAAUUCAUGUUGGUCUAAACCAAAGGAAGAUAAAGCAGUAGAUACAUCAGAUUUGGAAGUUGCAGAAGAUCCCAUGGGCCUCCAAGGAAUAGAUCUGAUCACAGCAGCAUUGCUAUUUUGUCUAGGAGAUUCUCCAGGAGGGAGGGGUAUAUCUGAUAGCCGCGUGGUUGAUGUUUAUCACAUUGACUUUGGGACUCAGACUUUUUCACUUCCAUCUGCAAUAUUAGCUACAAAUACAAUGGUUGGGGAAAUAGCUUCAGCUUCAGCUUGUGAUCAUGCCAAUCCACAGCUUUCAAAUCCAAGUCCAUUUCAGACACUUGGGCUGGAUUUAGUAUUGGAAUGUGUCGCUAGAUACCAACCCAAGCAGCGUUCAAUGUUUACCUUUGUGUGUGGACAGUUAUUCAGAAGGAAAGAAUUUUCCUCCCAUUUUAAGAAUGUGCAUGGUGACAUUCAUGCUGGACUCAAUGGCUGGAUGGAACAGAGGUGCCCUUUAGCAUACUAUGGUUGUACCUAUUCUCAGCGUAGAUUUUGUCCAUCAAUACAAGGAGCGAAGAUUAUCCAUGACCGCCAUUUGAGGUCAUUUGGAGUUCAGCCAUGUGUAUCUACAGUAUUAGUAGAGCCUGCUAGAAACUGUGUAUUGGGAUUACAUAGUGACCAUCUAAGUAGCCUUCCUUUUGAGGUCCUGCAGCAUAUUGCAGGCUUUCUUGAUGGCUUCAGUUUAUGCCAGCUCUCAUGUGUAUCCAAGUUAAUGAGGGAUGUGUGCGGCAGCCUGCUUCAGUCUCGUGGCAUGGUCAUACUGCAGUGGGGGAAAAGGAAGUAUCCAGAAGGAAAUUCAUCGUGGCAGAUAAAAGAAAAGGUGUGGCGAUUUAGUACUGCAUUUUGUUCUGUUAAUGAAUGGAAAUUUGCUGACAUCCUAAGCAUGGCUGACCACUUGAAGAAAUGCAGUUAUAAUGUUGUCGAGAAACGGGAGGAAGCAAUCCCAUUGCCAUGUAUGUGUGUGACACGAGAACUCACUAAAGAAGGACGUUCACUACGCUCAGUUUUAAAACCUGUACUUUAAGGGUUGUAAUUUUACUUGCACAUAUGUGCAAGCCUCUGGUAUAAUUUCUUUGUAAUAUGUGAAACCUUAUUAAUGUAUUAAAUAUUACAACUAGCUAAAUUUAUUGUCACUAUGUAUAUAAUGUUUUGAAGUAACAUCUAUUUUUAUAAAGUACUGUUUAGUUGGAAAAAGUUGCCUUAAUGUUUGAAAUGUGUGAAAUUUUGGAACUUGCUGGACAGGGUGAUUUAAUUUUUAGCUACAUAAUUUUAAGAAUUAGUAUUUUCAAUGGUGUGCAUAUUUUGGUUCUUACAUUUUUGCAUCUUAAACUAACAAAAUCCUGACCAAGUUAUUCCUUGUGUUCUGUGUGUGGCAACCCAUGCAGUCAGAAAGCAAAACUUUGAUUCAGACUUUUUACAGCACAGUUUUUUCAUAUAAAAACAUUCUCAAUUUCUUAAGCACUGCCAUAAGAUCAUUAUAAUGUUUUUGUUUUUUUAGUGCUUCCCUUAUACAGUUGUUAAUGCACAAAUGAUCUCUCAUAUGUACUUACAUAUGUAAAAUCAUAACUAAAGUUUGGUAAUGCAGUUUAUCGUGUUUAAAAAAUAAUCCACAAAGAUGUUUUCAUCUCAUGUACUUAGAGCUCAACACACAGAGUGACCAUGUGCAGCUUUCUUUUUUGUUAGAUGCCACAUCCAAAGACUCAGCGCAGUGUGUUACAUGACAGGUCAAAGCAAAAACAAGCAAACAAAAAGCAAGCCUGUGAAUUUACUUUAAUCUGAAACUGUUCAUGAUAUUGCAUAUUUGCUAGGUAUUUAAUGUUUUAAAAGAAAAUAUACCUCAUUUUAAGUUUGAAUUGAGCAUAUUGUAUAAAUUUUAAAUGUUCAGAAUGCAAAAGGGCUUAACUUAAAUUUUUGCCUUUUAUGUUUAUAAACAUUACAACUAUGUUGUUUUAAGACCUUAGAAACAUGAAAUUUGUUAAUCUUUGUAAAAUGACAAUCAUGUAGAAACCUGUCUUGGUUGACAAUCUCUUUGAAAGAUUUCCAAGUUAAUUUCCCAUAGGCUUCACCAUCAAGAGAGUAAGAAUUGCAUAUUUGCCUAAUAAUCAAGGUAUAAUGGAAAAAUACCCCUACUUUUGAAAUAGUUUAUUAUAGUUUUCAAAUUGAUUUAUACCAUUAUUAACUUGAUGUGGUCUGUUUAAAAAAAUGAAUAUAUCAGUAGCAAAGGUGGGGAUAUAUACUUAAAUAAUUUGUCUUAAGUAAAUUCUAGCAUUUGGUAUUCUGAAAUGGCGACAGACUUACUUGUUAAAAUUGUGAAAACUCUGUUGUGUCCUGUCCUCCUACAUUUGUCCCUGAGAGUGCUCUAUGAUUACUAGCUUCUUGAUACCCAUAUAUGGCAAUCAGGCAGAGGCGUUCCUUGGGCAUUACAGAGUUCUGAAGCUUAAGAUUUUUUUGGUUGGAUCAAGUCCUUAGUACAGUUGAAAAAUAUAGCAUUAAAGACUAUUGUCUUGCCUCACCUGUCAUUUUAAAUAGUAGAAUAUUUAUUUCUCAGUGCUUACAAUUUCUUUUUCAACUGUGAGAUUGAAUAGUCUAUUUCUGUGGGGAAAAAACAGAAAAAAGGUAAUAAAUACUAUAAAAUAUAACCCUGCCUUUUAAAGUUUUGCUGAAGAAUGUGUGGUUAGGAUAGCACAAACAUUUUCUGUUUUGUAGUUACGCUUUUUAAAAUUCAUUGUUUUUAAAUUUAGAAUUCUUAUUUCCACACUGGAUUAUGAGAUAUUUAACAAUUUUUUCACCUUAUAUUUCUUUUACACAUUUUGCUGUUCUUUUUUGUUGUUAUGCCACCAUACCAUUUUGUUAAAAUGUUUUCUUUGUGAAACAUUUGUUCAAGUUCUAAUAAAAUUAAUAUUUUUCCCUUUACAUGGCUCAAUAACUUAAAAACUUUCAUUUAAAUAAAAUUUUAAUACUUGUUUGACAAA
Molecule: messenger RNA, 4401 nt
Organism: Saimiri boliviensis boliviensis (Bolivian squirrel monkey)
Lineage: Eukaryota; Metazoa; Chordata; Mammalia; Primates; Cebidae
Gene: FBXO30
Product: F-box protein 30
Molecular function (GO): protein binding; ubiquitin protein ligase activity; zinc ion binding
Source: RefSeq, a predicted model, not a curated record